Molecule: messenger RNA, 1339 nt
Organism: Physella acuta
Lineage: Eukaryota; Metazoa; Mollusca; Gastropoda; Physidae
Source: RefSeq, a predicted model, not a curated record
CAAUUACAUCCUUGGGAGAAAUAUUUAGAUGGAAUCUCGAGAAGCUCCACAAGAAACAUCUGCCGAUUGUAUCGCAAAACCUUCUACAUCAAGUGAACAAAGUUUACAUGAAGAUAAAGAUUCUAUGAAUUCGGCACAUCGUUAUGAACGUGCAGCAAGUAAAACUGAAUAUAAAGUUGAUUAUAGUAUUGUUAUUACAGAAUAUUCCGUGUCCGAUAGUUCUGAUCACGAGGUGUUGGAAUGUGAACCAGGAGAAAGUGAAGCAGAUUUGCCACGACAUUGGAGAAUUUGUAGUAAAAAUCCCAGACACACAGGGUUUAUACCUGUUAAGGAGUUGAGUCUCGUACAUGCCACUGUUACAAAUAAGGUUAAUGAGCUAGUCUCCGUGAUAAACAUUGUUGCUGAUCUCACUGUCAGAAUAGCUGUCUACUUCACAAGUUCUGCAAGGCCAAGUGUUAUUGAAGGGACAGAUGUCCCCUACCCUUGCGCCAGUUUACGAGGUAAAAAAUCUCUGAGAAUUGGGACAGGGAUGAUAGUUGGGGUCUCGAAAUACCAGGAAGAAGACAAAAUCACCUGUCAGUGUAAGGUGUGUAAAGUUUCAGACACUCCUCAAACCACCUGGUGGAGUGUGGGCGUAAUGACAGCCACCCACGUGGUGUUUGACGACAGCGAGGCUGAGAGUGCCACAUGCAGGCUGUUCUUUGACCAGGCGGACAGUCCAGUUGUGACGUUACAUGGCUGGAGAAUGUGGGACAUGAGCAUCAAGGGAGACACCUGCAGAUUUUCUUGUGCCUCACAUGACAUGGAGUUGUACGAGAAAGUCCAGAAAAUGUACAACAGUUACCUGUAUUGUCCACACAAGUUUGAAGAAGGCGUGUCUUUUAUUGUAUCACAUCCACACGGCUGCUCUAAGCAAGUCUCCGUAGGAAAAUACAAACAAAAACAUAUAAAGCACUUACAACUAUGGUACAACGCAACAAAAUACAGCUAUGAUUUAAGUACAUGUCCAGGAAGUAGCGGGGCUUAUGUGUUCACUAGUGAACACUUGCUUGUGCCUCACGUACACAGUGGAUGUAAAAAUGGCGUUAAUCGUAGUGGGGAAGGAUUUCAGGAGAAAUAGUGUCAUUAAUAUACUUAAAUGGCCAAUAAUUUAUCAUUUUCCUAAUUAACUAAUAAGUAAUUCCUAGUCUCAGUCAUAGCUCAGACAUGACAAUUACGUUUUAAAAAUUAAAACACUGUUACAUAUUUCGAGGAAAAAAACAAACUGUAUUAGUUAUCAAAUUAUUUAUCUAAGUUACUAAUAUUGAUUAUUACUAAGUCAUCAAGGAAUUAAGACAUC